Messenger RNA from Humulus lupulus (European hop), 917 nucleotides. RefSeq names its product HVA22-like protein e. NCBI's taxonomy places the organism in Eukaryota, Viridiplantae, Streptophyta, Magnoliopsida, Rosales, Cannabaceae. Bases 239 to 649 code for a protein of 136 amino acids. The transcript has 5 exons. The record is from RefSeq and is a predicted model, not a curated record.
ACUGACCCCCAGCUUGGACGACGGUGCUAAUUUACUUCCACACGCUUAAGGAAGAAUCCGAUACCUGCUACGAUAUUGCCACGUGGCAUUUCCCUUCUCUAUAUAUAAGUUGGGUCCUUGUCCAAAGUUCUAAGCUUUGUGUUUGUCCAGUGUUAAAAAAACCCUUUUCCAACUCUAGCCAAUCUUCUCUUAUUUUGUUCUUUUUGUCUCAAAAAUCAAAAACCCACUAAGAAGAAAGAUGGGAAAAUUCAGUACUUUGGUUUCUCAAGCUCAUUCACUUGCUGGGCCAAGUUUGGCGUUGAUUUAUCCCUUGUAUGCAUCGGUUAUGGCCCUGGAGAGCACAUCAAAACUUGAUGAUGAACAGUGGCUUGCUUAUUGGAUUAUAUACUCGUUUCUCACUCUUGUUGAAAUGGUUAUUCAACCAGCUUUAGAGUAUAUACCUAUUUGGUAUGAUGUGAAGCUGUUGCUGGUGGGUUGGUUGGUUCUUCCCCAAUUCAAAGGGGCAGCUUUUUUGUACGAGAGAUUUGUGAGAGAGCAACUCAAGAAGUCUAGAGGAACGUCUCAAACUCAAACUCAAACUCACAACAAGGGAAAGGCCAAGUUUGUGGAUUUCAUUAUCCCAAAGAAAGGAGAGCAUGAGGCUCAUUAAAGAAAGCAAAAGUGCAUGGCUAUAUAAAAUCUUGCCAUUGAAGUCUUCAAUUCCACACUUCUUUUUUUUCUUUUUAGGUUAUGUGUUAUAAGUUGUCGGUUGUACUAAUUUAAUCUCUACUCUUGUACAAGUUAAUUACUCCAUGUAAGGCACCUGUUUUUGUGACCCUUAAUCAACUGGCUUCUUUUGAAACAUCCACAAAUGUAAAAGGGAACGCAGUCUUAUUUUGUUGUAAGAUCUUGUGAGGUUGUGAUGGUUGCAUAUAUAA